This is a messenger RNA of Pieris brassicae (large cabbage white), 3857 nucleotides long. It is a transcript of the gene norpA, whose product is annotated as 1-phosphatidylinositol 4,5-bisphosphate phosphodiesterase. The record is from RefSeq and is a predicted model, not a curated record. Bases 247 to 3438 code for a protein of 1063 amino acids. Gene Ontology annotation, biological process: lipid metabolic process; phosphatidylinositol-mediated signaling. The transcript has 21 exons. NCBI's taxonomy places the organism in Eukaryota, Metazoa, Arthropoda, Insecta, Lepidoptera, Pieridae. Gene Ontology annotation, molecular function: calcium ion binding; phosphatidylinositol-4,5-bisphosphate phospholipase C activity.
CGCAAAUAAAAAUUCGUAAAAUCUGGUUUUUUAAGCAACGUUUACCGGACGAGCGUAUUUACAGUUAAGCGUACACCGUACGACUAUAUAUUGUCAAAACUCUAUGCCUUGCGACACAUAUGACCAAAGGCAUAAAGGUAGAACCAUUUUAAAAGUACAGGAAUCAUUUUGCUUUUAUAAAUUUAUAAGAACUUGGCACGGAUCAUAGGAAGGGGCCACGGGAAUCAAGCGACGCAUUUGUUUAGAAUGCAAUGCCUUGGAUACACUGAGGGAGCUGUAUUCGACAGAUGGACCGAAGAAAAAGACAACACGGAAUUGGAAAAAGAAUGCCUUUUCAAAGUCGACGAGUAUGGCUUCUUCAUUUAUUGGAAAAGUGAAGGAAAAGAUGGCGACGUGAUAGAACUGUGUCAAGUCAGCGACAUCAGAUCUGGAGGAGUGCCAAAGGACACGAAAUUGAACGACAAACUAACGACCAAACAUGGAAACCAAUUAGAGGACAAAUCGUUAACCAUAUGCAGUGGUACGGAUUAUAUCAACAUCAACUAUCAACACGUAGUCUGUCCUGAUGCAAAUACUGCCAAGGUGUGGAAAGAAGGGUUGCGGCACAUAACUCACAAUAACAAAAUUAACAAUGUCUGUCCGAGGACGAGUCUUAUGAAGCACUGGAUGCGUCUAAGUUUCCUCACGGAUCCCAAAGGCAAGGUGCCAGUUAAGGUGGUCGCGCGAACAUUCGCUUCAGGGAAAACGGAAAAGCUGGUUUACCAAUGUCUCUCGGAACUCGGACUUCCUUCCGGGAAAAAUGAGGCUAUGGAACGAGAAGCAUUCACAUUUGAUAAGUUCUACGCCCUGUAUCAUAAGAUCUGCCCCAGAAAUGAUAUUGAAGAAUUGUUUCGGACCAUAACUCAAGGCAAAUCGGAUCGUAUCAAUUUGGAUCAAUUCGUCAACUUCCUGAAUGAGAAGCAGCGUGACCCGAGACUCAAUGAAAUUCUUUACCCACUGUACGAAGACAAGCGAGCAGUGGAGAUUAUCGAAACUUACGAACAGAAUGAUGAAGCAAAAAUUGCUAAGUGCCUUACAAAAGACGGUCUCAUCCGAUAUCUUAUGUCGGACGAGAACGCUCCAGUGUUUCUCGACCGUCUGGACUUCUACAUGGAAAUGGACCAGCCUCUAUCCCACUAUUACAUAAAUUCAUCCCAUAAUACGUAUUUAUCUGGUCGUCAGUUUGGUGGAAAGAGUUCUGUUGAAAUGUAUAGACAGGUUUUGCUGGCUGGAUGUCGCUGCGUCGAACUCGACUGCUGGGACGGCAAAGGUGAAGACGAGGAGCCAAUAAUAACUCACGGAAUGGCCAUGUGCACUGACAUUUUAUUCAAAGACGUGAUAUACGCUUUGAGAGACACAGCUUUUGUGACGUCAGAUUAUCCGGUGAUACUAUCCUUUGAGAACCACUGCUGUAAGGCCCAGCAGUACAAGUUAGCCAAGUACUGCGAUGAAAUUCUUGGAGAUCUGCUUAUGAAGGAGCCGCUGCCUGAUUAUCCGUUGGAGCCAGGAAUGGCUCUUCCUCCACCGUGCCUUUUGAAAAAGAAAAUAAUGAUAAAGAACAAGCGGUUAAAGCAAGAAGUUGAGAAACAGGAGUUGGAGCUGUUCAGGCAGGGACAGUUCGUGAUUGAAGACGAGGUUAAAGAGGAUGCAUCGGCUGUUGUACUUCCAGAAGACAAGAAGCCAGAGGAAAUAGUGGUGGAGGCGGCCGCGGCAGGCGAUGACGCCCCUCCGCCAGUGCAAUACACGGGCUCCACCACCAAUGUGCAUCCCUGGCUGUCUUCUAUGGUCAACUACGCGCAGCCCAUCAAGUUCAUCUCCUUCGAGGAGGCCGAGAAGCGAAACAUCCACCACAACAUGUCUUCCUUCGCCGAAACAACGGGAAUGAACUACCUCAAGAGUCAGGCUAUUGACUUCGUCAACUACAACAAACGUCAGAUGUCAAGAAUUUAUCCCAAGGGGACCAGGGCUGAUUCGUCUAACUAUAUGCCUCAGGUAUUCUGGAACGCGGGCUGCCAAAUGGUGUCCCUGAACUUCCAGACCUCUGACCUUCCGAUGCAGCUGAAUCAGGGCAAGUUUGAAUACAACGGGAAUUGCGGGUAUCUUCUAAAGCCAGACUUCAUGCGUCGGGCGGAUAAGAGCUUCGAUCCCUUCGCCGAUGCACCCGUUGAUGGAGUCAUUGCUGCUCAGUGUGCUGUACAGGUGAUAGCGGGUCAAUUUUUGUCAGACAAAAAAGUAGGUACUUACGUGGAAGUGGACAUGUACGGUCUACCCACCGACACCAUUCGUAAAGAAUUCCGUACACGGAUGGUCCCCGCUAACGGAUUGAACCCUGUCUAUAACGAGGAACCGUUUUUGUUCAGAAAGGUCGUACUCCCGGACUUGGCCGUUCUGCGUUUCGGAGUGUACGAUGAGAACGGCAAACUUUUGGGCCAACGUAUUCUGCCCUUGGACGGUCUCCAGGCGGGAUAUCGCCACAUCUCCCUCAGAACUGAAGCCAACUUCCCAAUGUCGUUGCCUAUGCUGUUUUGUAACAUUGAGCUGAAGAUUUACGUACCUGAUGGCUUUGAAGAUUUCAUGGCGGCUCUGUCCGAUCCGCGUGCUUUCAUGGGAGCGGCGAAGGAGAGAACAGACAAUAUGAAGGCCAUGGGUAUAGAGGAGAGUGGGCCAGAGAAGAAACCGGAGCCUGAACAGAAGAAAGAAGAACCGCUGGUAUUUGAGCCAAUAACAGUAGAGUCCCUCCAACAAGACAAGGGCUUCGUUAAGACCAGCAAGAAGCAGCAGAAAGACCUGGAUGCGAUGAGAAAGAGACACGCCAAGGAGAAGAUGCUUUUACAAAAGCAGCAGUGUGGUGCUCUUGAGAAGAUGAUUAAGGGAAAGAAUAAAGAGCAGCUGGCGAACGACACGAACUUUCGCACGCUCGUGUCGGACCAGUCCAACGCGUGGAGCGAGCUCGUCUCCCGCCACCGCAGAGAGGAAUGCGCAGCCGCCAGGACAAGGCUUGACGACCAGCGGGAUCUGCUCAAGAAGAUGAUGGAGCAGACGCAGCUUGCGCAGAUGAAGCAGCUCGAGGCCAAGCACGAGAGGGAAUUAAAAGAAAUGAACACUCGUCAAGCGAAGAUCAGCGUCGAGACGAGUAAAGAGGUGGCCAACGAUAAGACCUUGAAGACUAAACAGGAGAAGGAUAGAAGACUGAGGGAGAAAAAGCAGAACAACAUCAAGAAGUUUAUGGACGAGAAGAAGACUCAAACCAUAAAGCAAAAUCGCGAGAAAGAGAAGCUGAAGGUGACACACGACAAGCAGGUGGAAGAACUGGGGAAGGACAUAGAUAACCUCAUCGAAAUGUACAAAAUGGAGGAAUCCGAGUUUGACAUGGCAAGCAAAGCCGAGUUCUUAGCAUGAAAGUUACCGGACAUCGCGUCUCUCAUACAACAAAUGACUUGACAAGUGACAAGUGACAAGUGAUCUCUAGUUUUAAAAGUUAUCAGUGCACUUACACCUAAAUUUUAAAUAUAAGUUAAAUGUUUUAAUGAAUAUAACUAUUUGUUUCAAAGUUUAAAUUUUCCUUAGGUAAAUUAAUUUUCCGGUUUGUUCCUGUUUCGAGGAGUUUUUGUUAUGUUUAUACUUCAUGCACUAAUUUUUAAAUAAUCAAGAAUUAUUAUAAAAUGUUCCUUCUAAACUGUGAAUACUAAUGUAAGUUAAUAAUUAGUUUUAAAAUUAUUAUAAGGGUCAAAAAACUAUUUAAAUACUUAUUAAUUCCAAGAUUAAUAAAAAAUUAGGAAUUGAAAAAAAUGUUUAACGUUUAUCAUCCCUUAAUUGAU